AUGGUCCGCGCCGCUGAAGCCGGGCAGCCUGAGCGCUGACACGGGAGCAGGUUGCCCGCUGCCUCGCUUCCCUUCCUUCGUGGCGGAUGUGUCGAGGACGGAACCUCCACUUGGACGGGGAGCUCUCGGCGUCCCCUCGACCAUGGCUUCCAACUUCAACGACAUAGUGAAGCAGGGAUACGUGAGGAUACGGAGUAAGAAACUGGGGAUCUUCCGGAGAUGUUGGCUGGUGUUCAAGAAGGCAUCCAGUAAAGGACCGCGACGCUUGGAGAAAUAUCCUGAUGAGAAAGCUGCCUACUUCAGGAGCUUUCACAAGAUCACUGAGCUCCAUAAUAUCAAGAACAUUAGCAGGAUGCCGAGAGAGAGCAAGAAGCACGCCGUGGCCAUUAUCUUCUGUGACGACACGUCCAAGACCUUUGCCUGCGAAUCCGAGCUGGACGCUGAGGAAUGGUGCAAGCUGCUGAACGUGGAGUGCCUGGGCAGCCGUCUCAACGACAUCAGCCUGGGCGAGCCCGACCUGUUAGCGGCGGGGGUGCAGCGGGAGCAGAACGAGCGUUUCAACGUGUACCUGAUGCCCACGCCCAACCUGGACAUCUACGGGGAAUGCACCAUGCAGAUCACCCACGAGAACAUCUACCUGUGGGACAUCCACAACGCCCGCCUCAAACUCGUCAUGUGGCCUCUGAGCUCGCUGCGACGAUACGGCCGAGACUCCACAUGGUUCACGUUCGAGUCCGGGAGGAUGUGCGACACGGGCGAGGGCUUGUUCACGUUCCAGACGCGGGAAGGAGAGAUGAUCUAUCAGCGCGUCCACUCGGCCACUCUGGCCAUCGCACAGCAGCAUGAGAGGAUGAUGGAGGAGAUGGAGAAAAGCUCCCAGGUGCGCUCCUCCGAGACCCUCACCAAGUCCAUCUCCCUGCCACGCAGCGCCUACUGGCAACACAUCACACGGCAGAACAGCGUGGGAGAUCUCUACAGCUACCAAGGAAGCAGCAUGGAGAUGACGUUCAUCCCACGAGCGCAGACCUUCCCCAACUUCCUGUCCCAUCAGCACGAGAGGGAAGAGCAGGACAAAGACGACGACGACGACGAGGACGAGGAGGAAGAAGAGACGAAGCGCCAUCAAGAGGCGUUGUCGCCCUCUAGUGGCCGAGCAGCCACCUGCAGCCUGAGGCCGCUUCAAUGACAGUUGGGCCUUUGGACACUUUUGAGCACUACUGUAGAGCGAAUGUAGACCUGUGUAUAGUCACGUGUAUUAUAUGAUGUCAUUCGUUAAGUUAAUUCAUUAUCGUGUCCACUUUUUAGUGUCUUAAAACAAAUGUUUGAAUAAAUGUCGUUUUAAUGUGUUUUUAUGUUCAAGCCAGCUUUUAGAACGUAUUUUGUUUACAUGAAAAAGCUGUCAUAGGCUGGUUCUCGUCACCUUUAAAACUGCUCAAACACGUCUUGACGCUGGCCGAGGUAUUCAUUUCUACGUUAUGUUUAUUAUUGUGAUUGUACUGGUGCGAAACUGAGAGCUGUUCCUCAUAUGUUCAAUGUAUUUGGCAAGAAAAGCAAAUGGUAAUUAGAAAUAUUAAUUGUCAUGAAUAGUCGGUCUUUAGCAGAAAUACAGAAAACGCAUCUAAAAAUGAUAAUAGAUUUAUCCUCAUUUGCAUGUAUUUCAAUUACAAUCUAAACAUUUUAUUUGCAAUUUAUUUUAGUAAAAUAAUGACAUUUUUGGCAAAUAUUUAUUAAUAAUUAUAAAUAAAUAAUAUUUAUUUAUUAAUAAAAUUAAAUUAUUUUGGUGGCAAAUUAAUUUACUGACAUUUCUGCAAAAAAGCACCUUGAAAAAUUAUUAUUAUUAUUAUUAUUUAAUAAAUUUUAAAUGGAAAAUAAUUAAUAAAAAAUAAUAAGGAAUAAUAAUGAAGUGUUGGUCCCGGUUUACAAUAUUUUUUUACUCUCAUUCCAGUAAAAAGUGCCUUCCGACUCACUGAGACCUUUUAUUUUUUGAUAUUAAUUUUAAUAUUAUUUUUGUGUACACAACACACAAUCUGCCCCGCCUGUACAACACCUGCUGACACGCCUUCCCAGCGUCUAAUGUUAUUUUAUUUGUGUAAGACUUGAUAGAAAUAUACAAACAUGUCACUUUAUUUCCUGUUGUGUGAUGGCACUUUUAUGAUGUUUGACUGUAAAUAUGUUUUUUUUUUUUUUUCCCGAUGAUGGAGGUAAUAAACUUGAAUGUUCCACCA
This is a messenger RNA of Doryrhamphus excisus (bluestripe pipefish), 2225 nucleotides long. RefSeq names its product docking protein 6 (gene dok6). Lineage: Eukaryota; Metazoa; Chordata; Actinopteri; Syngnathiformes; Syngnathidae. Gene Ontology annotation, biological process: cell surface receptor protein tyrosine kinase signaling pathway. Gene Ontology annotation, cellular component: cytoplasm. The record is from RefSeq and is a predicted model, not a curated record.